AUGCUCGCCUGUGUGAUGGGAGCCUCAUCUGUGCGGGCCGGUGGAGCCGAAGAUGAGCGAGCAAUCCGAGGCGAGGCGAGGCGACGGCAUGCUUUUUCCUUUCUUUCAUCUCAGCCUUCAUUAUUCACACAGAUACAGCAUAUGGCAUGUGCAGAGACGCAGCCUUGCCAACCUUCUGCCACCGGAAACACGUGUGAAACCACUCCGAGUCCCAUCACGGUGUUGCCUCACAUCCACCAACCAGACCUCCCUCGCCAACACUCACCUACGAUGCAAAAGCAGACGAACAAAGCUCCAAACUCACAAUUCCAGAUCGCGAUUCAGGCACCCUCCUCAUCAGAUGUGCCGGUUGCAAGAAACCUAAUAAUAAAGUUGUAUCCAUUAUCAUCAGGCUUUGUAUACUUGCCACCGAUUAUGGCGGUUAUAGAAGCCGCUAUAAUCUCGAGCGAUUAUGGUCCACUAUAA
This is a messenger RNA of Pseudocercospora fijiensis CIRAD86, 465 nucleotides long. RefSeq lists its product as uncharacterized. The transcript is spliced from 4 exons. Lineage: Eukaryota; Fungi; Ascomycota; Dothideomycetes; Mycosphaerellales; Mycosphaerellaceae. The record is from RefSeq and is a predicted model, not a curated record. Bases 1 to 465 code for a protein of 154 amino acids.